AUGGAAGGUGGCUUCGGUUAGGAUUUGGGGGCUUCGGCAGCAGCGGAAACUGGACCCGGGCUCAUCAUGGAGUACGUGAAGGUGCAAAUCGCCGUGGCCAAUGCGCAGGAGCUGCUGCAGAGGAUGACAGACAAGUGUUUCCGGAAGUGUAUCGGAAAGAGAGGGCGCCGCUCCCUGGACAACUCGGAGCAGAAGUGCAUCGCCAUGUGCACGGGCUGUUACAUGGACGCCUGGAACACCGUGUCCCGCGCCUACCACUGGUGGCUGCAGGGGGAGCGAGCCAACAUGUGA
Molecule: messenger RNA, 291 nt
Organism: Carlito syrichta (Philippine tarsier)
Lineage: Eukaryota; Metazoa; Chordata; Mammalia; Primates; Tarsiidae
Gene: TIMM13
Product: translocase of inner mitochondrial membrane 13
Source: RefSeq, a predicted model, not a curated record